Messenger RNA from Manis pentadactyla (Chinese pangolin), 2953 nucleotides. RefSeq names its product FAM20A golgi associated secretory pathway pseudokinase (gene FAM20A). NCBI's taxonomy places the organism in Eukaryota, Metazoa, Chordata, Mammalia, Pholidota, Manidae. The transcript is spliced from 11 exons. Gene Ontology annotation, cellular component: Golgi apparatus. The record is from RefSeq and is a predicted model, not a curated record. The coding region runs from base 709 to 2313 and encodes 534 amino acids. Gene Ontology annotation, molecular function: protein serine/threonine kinase activator activity.
AGGACGGCUUUCAGGGGGACUGUCUUUGUUAUAAAAAAUAAAAAGGGAUAUAAGAGGUUUCACACAAACCCCGUGUGUCCCGCCAAGUGCCGGGCAGGGAAAGUGGGAGGCCUGGGGCGAGGGGGGAAGGGCGCGAGAAGUGGGUUGGGUGACAAGGUGGAAGGGCAGGGCCGGCCGAGGGAUCGGGAGUUGGCCGGCGGGCUGCGCCAGGGGCAGGUGCCAGCCGAGAGCGGGCGGAGGUGCGGGCGCCAGGCCCGGCGGGGGAGGCCGGCGCUGCCUCCGCCUCUGGGAGUCGGGCGCGCAGGCCGGCUCGUCCCGGGCAGCCGGGGACACCGGCGUCCCCGCCACCGCAGCCGCGGAGCGCCAGCAUCCUCCGGAGAGGCGCCCCGGGCUCCGCCGCCGCCUUCCUCCCGCCGGGAGCGAGCGCCGCCGCCCGCUCCGACCCUCCACCUGCCGCGGGCUCCUGGGCGGGCGGCGCGGGGAACAGGAACAGCCCCUGGUCUCCACUCCGCGCGGAGAAGGGGCGCCCGCCAGCGCCGCGAGCACCCGCGCUCCCCGAGUCCAGAGGCGACACCCCUUCAAGGGGCCGCUCCGCGCGGUGCGCACUGCGGCCCCAGCGACCCCGGCCGGCCCGCGAGACUCCGGGCGGCCUUCCCCGCCCCGCGCCCGCCCGGCUCCCCGGAGACCGACCGCGCGCCCCGGCCGGCCAUGCCCGGGCUGCGCCGGGGCCGCCUGCUGACCCUGCUGCUGCUGGGCGCGCUGCUCUCCGCCGACCUCUACUUCCACCUCUGGCCCCAGGUGCGCCGCCGGCUGCGGCCACGGCAGCGGCCGCGGGGCUGCCCGUGCGCCGGCCGCGCCUCCGCGCCGGCCCCGGACCCCCGCGCGGCCGCGCACAACUUUUCCCGAGCCGGGCCCGGGACGGCGCGGGACAGCGGCGGCCGCCGCGGCCCCGGCUCCGGGCUGCAGGCCCUCUUCGCCCACCCGCUGUACGACGGCCCGGAGGAGCCGCCUCGCCGCGGGCCCGAGGACGCGCUGCUGGCCGGCCCGGAGGCGCUGCGGUACUACCGGAGGAAGGUGGCCCGCUGGAACAGACGACGCAAGAUGUACAAAGAACAAAUGAACCUCACUUCCCUGGAUCCCCCACUGCAGCUCCAGCUUGAGGCCAGCUGGGUCCAGUUCCACCUGGGGAUCAACCGCCAUGGGCUGUACCCCCGGUCCAGCCCUGUCGUCAGCAAACUGCUCCACGACAUGAGGCACCUCCCCACCAUCAGUGCUGAUUACAGUCAGGACGAGAAAGCCUUGCUUGGGGCGUGUGACUGCUCCCAGAUUGUGAAACCCAGUGGGGUCCACCUCAAGCUGGUUCUCAGGUUCUCAGACUUCGGGAAGGCCAUGUUCAAACCCAUGAGACAGCAGCGAGAUGAAGAGACGCCCGCGGACUUCUUCUAUUUCAUUGACUUUCAGAGACACAACGCUGAGAUUGCAGCUUUCCAUCUGGACAGGAUUCUGGACUUUCGACGAGUGCCGCCAACAGUGGGGAGGCUAGUCAAUGUCACCAAGGAGAUCCUAGAGGUCACCAAGAACGAAAUCCUGCAGAGUGUUUUCUUUAUCUCUCCAGCCAGCAACGUGUGCUUCUUUGCCAAGUGCCCCUACAUGUGCAAGACUGAAUACGCUGUCUGUGGCAACCCGCACCUGCUCGAGGGCUCCCUCUCUGCCUUCCUGCCGUCCCUCAACCUGGCCCCCAGGCUGUCUGUGCCCAACCCCUGGAUCCGCUCCUAUUCGCUGGCAGGAAAAGAGGAGUGGGAGGUCAAUCCACUCUACUGCAACACAGUGAGACAGAUCUACCCAUACAACGGCAGCGGGCGGCUCCUCAACGUCAUCGACAUGGCCAUCUUUGACUUCUUGAUAGGAAAUAUGGAUCGUCAUCAUUAUGAGAUGUUCACCAAAUUUGGGGAUGAUGGGUUCUUUAUUCAUCUUGACAAUGCCAGAGGGUUUGGGCAACACUCCCACGACGAGCUCUCCAUCCUCUCGCCACUGUCCCAGUGCUGCAGGAUAAAAAAGAAAACACUUUUGCACCUGCAGCUGCUGGCCCAAGCGGAGUACAGACUCAGCGACAUGAUGCGGGAGUCACUGCUAGGAGACCAGCUCAGCCCUGUCCUCACAGAGUCCCACCUCCUUGCCCUGGAUCGGAGACUCCAAAUCGUGCUGAGGACAGUGGAGGGAUGCAUAGAGGCCCAUGGAGAGCAGAGUGUCAUAGCCAAUGGCCCAGCAGAACAGUCAGCCCUACACUCCAGCCCAACUAACUUGACAAACUAGGACUGGACAAGUCAAACUGCUGGAGCCAGCAGUGGACUCCCAAGUGUGAACACUGCUCCUCACGUCCCCCAUCAAUACUGGGGUCUUGCGUCACGAGCUCAGGAAGCAGGUAGGAGGGCACUGGGAUGACUUUGAGCAAAAGAAGUGGGAUCCACUGAACUUUCUUCCUGGGUACACUGCUUCUCUAGUGGACCACCUCGGCUUCCUCUUGCCCAGAAAGCACUGCCUCCUCAAGGCCACAAACCACCUCCUGAGCCUGCUAGGGAAUCUGGAUACAGGUCAGGCUUGGAAGGUUUGGAAGCCUUGUCCCAGGACAGAGUAUUAACUGUAACAAAAUUAAAGGACAUCAAAUGGACACCAAACGGACCUCCAGACCCUUACUGUAUCUAAAUUCUGGAUCCAGAUAAAACACCUGGCAUCUCACAAGCAGACAAAAAAAAUCUAAAAAACAGUAACUCUCCAACUGGUUAAAAGUAGACUUCACACUUCCUAUUUAUACUCCAGUCACAGUGGCCCCAAUCUGAACAAUUCCCUCCUGGCCAGUCCUAAAGCAAUUCUCAGAAACUUAACAGAGAUUAAAUGUAACACAGGGAUUUGCUUGGAAUGUCACGAGAGAUUUCAACCUGUAUUUAAGUAUCAA